This is a messenger RNA of Plasmodium gallinaceum, 1398 nucleotides long. NCBI's taxonomy places the organism in Eukaryota, Apicomplexa, Aconoidasida, Haemosporida, Plasmodiidae. The record is from the annotation of a RefSeq genome assembly.
AUGGAAAACAUAUAUAAUAAUAACAUUUAUGAAUUAAAAAUAUAUUUUUACAAAUGGAUUGAUAUACUUGAGAAGACAAGUAAGAAUAGGAAAAUUUUAUUUAUUUAUGGUUUACAUAAUAUUGAAGAAAAAAAAAAAAAUAUAGGGAAUAAAGAAUUUCAUUAUGAACAAUCAAAAAAAAAAAAAAAAAAAAAAAGUAAUAGUAAUGGUAUCAUAUAUAAAAGAUUGUGUUUAGGUGUGUGCUAUAUUGAACUAAUCAUAUUAAAAAAUGUAAAUGAACGGAUUCAUAAGAUUGAGAUAAAUGAUCAGAAAAAGGAAAUAAAUUGUUGAUUUGAAGGAAGAUAUGUUUAUAAUAUUUCUGAUAUUUUACAAGAAAUUAGUGUUUUUAUAAAAAAUAAAAGAAAGAAAAUUCUUUUAUCCUUUUUAGAGAACAAUGGUGAUGAUUAAGAAAAAUUAAAUAAUGAAAAUAAUAAUAUAACUUACAGUAUUGAGUAAUUAGACAUUUACAUAUAUCUUUUUUUAAGAAAAUAUUUAAAUUAUUACACUGAUGAAAAAAAUUACAAAAUAUUAUAUUUUUAUAACAAUAAAGAAUGAAUUAUAAGUAAAUAUAAUUUUGAUAUUGAUAAUUUUAAAAUAAGGAAUUGGAUUUUUAAUAAUAUAUCUUUCUUGUUACCAUUAAAAAUAAUUCAUGAAAAUGAGAAAAAAAAAAAAAAAAAAAAAUAUACAUAUAAUUUUUUAUCAAUUGAUAAUAGAAAAACAAAUAGUUUGAAAUUAAUACAACAACAUCAUGUAUCUUUGUUUCGUUUAAAUUCAAUAGCAAAAGAAGAAACUAAAAAUUUAUUAUCAAAAAUAUUAAUAAGUAAAUAGCUUCCAGAUAUGCAAGUUCAUGUUAAAAGAUAAAAUAAUUAUAGUGAAAAAAGUGAUAAUUAUUUAUUAAAUAAUUUAUCAAAAAAUAAUUCUAUAUUGUAUUAUUUUUAUUAUAAUAAUUAAUAUAACAAUUCAACUUUUUAUAGAGAAUUAUCUUAUGAUAAUAAUUUAAAUGUAAAUAAAGAAUUUAUUGGAUAUAAAAACUUGUUAACUGAAUAUGUUGGUGAUAUAAAAAAAAAAAAAAAAAACAAAUUAAAAUUACAUAAUUUCCCUUUUAUUUUUACGAAUAAAAAACUAAUGUAUUUAUUUGAAAAUUGCUACAAAGAUCACCUUUUAGAGAAUAUUGAUGAUAAUUAUUAUUAUGUUUUAAAAAUUGAAAAAGAAAAUAUAGAAAAUGUUUUGAUGCAUAUUCACAAUAAUGUAAAUUUAAAAAAUAAUAAAAAUUUUUUUAGUAUACUAAAAAAAAAAAUUUUUAACAAUCAUAUUCUUACUAUUAUAAAAUUUAACAUAAAAAAAUUUUUAAGCAUUUAG